CUGGAAUCCAAUCGGACUAAAUUUAAAGUGAAAACUGUGAAAUCUUCUUGUUGCGCUCGAGACGGCUGAGUCAAACAAAUUGGAGAAGCGAAUCAAGAAGCCCACGAAUUGGAAAUUGUUCAAUCCAAGGGGCAAAUAUUUCGGUUCGAUUGGGCUCAGCAUCUUGUGCAUUUCAUACUGAAAGAGCUAUGAAUUUUGUUAGCUCUGCCAUCGGUAGCCAACCUUCUGUGAUGGCACUGUCUUUCGGAAGGACUCAUGUCGUCAAGCCAAAAGGGAGACACCAAGCAACGAUAGUUUGGCUACAUGGCCUUGGUGAUAAUGGUUCGAGCUGGGCGCAGCUCUUGGAAGGUCUUCCUCUUCCCAAUAUAAAGUGGAUUUGCCCAACUGCGCCAACCCGUCCGGUGUCUUUAUUUGGUGGAUUUCCCAGCACUGCUUGGUUUGAUGUUAAGGAUUUGACGGAGGAUGCACCUGAUGAUUUAGUUGGAUUGGAUGCAGCAGCAGCACACGUUGCAAAUCUAUUGUCGACUGAACCUACUGACAUUAAACUUGGAGUCGGAGGAUUUAGUAUGGGCGCUGCGGCUGCUCUUUACUCGGCUACUUGCCACAUUUUCGGUCAGUACAGUAACAGAAACCCGUACAAUGUUAACUUCAGCGCUGUCGUCGGUCUUAGUGGAUGGCUCCCAUGUGCUAGGAUGCUGAUGUCCCGAAUGGCAGAAAUAAACGAGUCUUCUGCUCGCGCAGCUUCUUUUCCAGUUUUGCUCUGUCACGGCAAAGCGGAUGAUGUCGUGGCUUAUAAACAUGGAGAUAAAUCGGCGCAAGCCCUUAAAUCUGCUGGAUUUCAAAACGUUACGUUCAAAUCAUACAAUAGGCUUGGGCAUUACACUAUUCCGGAGGAGACGGAUGAAGUCUGCAGGUGGCUAACCGAGAAACUCGGGCUCGAGGGAUCGUCGUCAUGAUCGGGACUGGAUUGGAUUGGUUGCUGUAAGAAUCGUCGAAUGAUUUGAUGAGGUUGUUGAGAUUCCAUGGAACUUAUUCCAUGAUUCUUCUUCUUCUUCUUCUUCUUCUUCUUCUGCCUGAGAUGAGAUACAGAAAUUGAACUCCUAAGUUGUUGAUUUUGCCAUUUCUAUAACGCUGCUGUAUUACUAUUGUUAUGAUUAUGAUUGUUAUUGUUAUGA
Messenger RNA from Andrographis paniculata, 1175 nucleotides. RefSeq lists its product as uncharacterized. Gene Ontology annotation, molecular function: hydrolase activity. The record is from RefSeq and is a predicted model, not a curated record. NCBI's taxonomy places the organism in Eukaryota, Viridiplantae, Streptophyta, Magnoliopsida, Lamiales, Acanthaceae. The transcript has 10 exons. Bases 189 to 956 code for a protein of 255 amino acids.